This is a messenger RNA of Gilbertella persicaria, 1009 nucleotides long. RefSeq lists its product as uncharacterized. NCBI's taxonomy places the organism in Eukaryota, Fungi, Mucoromycota, Mucoromycetes, Mucorales, Choanephoraceae. Gene Ontology annotation, molecular function: RNA binding. The record is from RefSeq and is a predicted model, not a curated record. The transcript is spliced from 5 exons. Gene Ontology annotation, biological process: mRNA splicing, via spliceosome. Gene Ontology annotation, cellular component: nucleoplasm; ASAP complex; cytoplasm. The coding region runs from base 19 to 990 and encodes 323 amino acids.
AAAAGUUCAAAAAGUAAUAUGGCAUCCCCACGUUCAUAUUCAAGAUCUCGUUCGCGUUCUUAUUCAAAAGAUCGUUCGCGCUCGCGAUCGCCCGUACGUCGUAGCCGAUCACAAUCAGCUAGUCCAGAACACCUUCACUCUGUUCUGGUAACUAACUUGACGCGUAACGUUAAAGAAGACCACGUUCGCGAAAUUUUUAGUCAGUUUGGCAAAAUAACUCACCUCGAAUUUCCUAUCAACAAACUCUUAAACACAAACAAAGGAAAGGCAUACAUUGAUUUCGAGACACAAGAAGAAGCAGACAAAGCCAUCAGCUACAUGGAUAAUGCACAAUUAGAUGGUAAGAGAUUGGCCUGUGUUGUUGCUCCCAAACAGCGUGAAAGAUCUCCUUCCCCACGCAGAGCUCGUUAUACCUCACCCCCACCUUACAGAAGAAGUUCAAUUCGUGGACCUCCUCCUCCAGUAUUAGGUCGUCGUGGAAACCGUUUUGGAGGUGGCAGAGACAGAGGCAGACGCUACUCCCGCUCACCAUCACGCUCACCUAUUCGUGGUCGUGGUAGCAGAAGAAGAUACUCUUAUUCUCGCUCUAGAUCAAUCAGCAGAAGCUAUUCUAGAGGAAGAUCUUAUUCGCGUGGCCGACGUAGCUAUUCGCGUGGAAGACGCAGUUAUUCCCGUGAUAGACGCAGUUAUUCUCGAAGUUACUCGAGAAGUUUAACACCCAGUAGAAGCCCUAGCAGUAGAUCGCCUAUCAGACGCCUCAGUAGUAGAUCCAGAUCGCCUAUUCGACGACGCUCUUCUUUGAGACGCAGUCGAUCUCCCCUCAGAAGACGUAGUAGAACACCUCUCAGACGCACUCGCUCCCCUCCUUCUUACAGAAGACGUAGCAGAUCUCUUAGACGUAGUCGCUCUCCUCUUAGUCGUAGCAGAUCAAGUUCUUUUGAUCGCUCUCUUUCCAGAUCCAGAAGAAGAAGCACAAGUAUUCGACGUUAAAUAGUUUACAAUAAACACU